Messenger RNA from Trametes versicolor FP-101664 SS1, 1062 nucleotides. RefSeq names its product Ribokinase-like protein. Gene Ontology annotation, biological process: pyridoxal 5'-phosphate salvage. Gene Ontology annotation, cellular component: cytosol. The record is from RefSeq and is a predicted model, not a curated record. NCBI's taxonomy places the organism in Eukaryota, Fungi, Basidiomycota, Agaricomycetes, Polyporales, Polyporaceae. The coding region runs from base 1 to 1062 and encodes 353 amino acids. The transcript has 6 exons. Gene Ontology annotation, molecular function: pyridoxal kinase activity.
AUGGCGAAAGUCAAGGGACGCAUCCUGAGCAUCCAGUCCCACGUUACAUACGGAUACGUCGGCGGGAAGGCCGCGGUCUUCCCUCUGCAGUGUCUCGGGUACGAUGUCGACGUCGUAAACACCGUCAACUUCUCCAACCAUUCCGAUGCAGGAUAUGCCCGAUUCGGGGGAUCGAGGGCCUCUGCGGGCGAACUCGAGCAGAUCUUUGGCAUCAUGGAGCAAAAUGAAUUGCUUCGACAAGAACGAUUGCUGACAGGAUAUAUACCCGGAGCGGAAGCUACGGCGGCAGUUACCUUGUUCGCGAGAAAACUCCGCGAGAGGAACCCUAAGCUCAUAUAUCUCUUGGACCCGGUCUUGGGUGACUCGGGACGACUGUAUGUCGCGCCAGAGGUGGUGCCUAUCUACCGAGAGGCACUUCCCCUCGCCACCAUAAUUACGCCGAACUGGUUUGAAGUCGAGGUCCUCACAGACAUCAAAAUGAUAGACCCGUCUUCCCUUCGUCGGGCCAUACAAACGCUUCACGACGUCUACCACGUACCCCACGUCGUCAUCAGCUCCAUACCCCUCAGGCAAUGGCUAACCGGGCUCCUUCCUGCACACCUGCGUCCCCCGACGGAGUCAGCCGACGCCGACUACCUCGCAUGCAUUGCCUCUUCUCGGACGGAGACCCCUGGUGCCUCUGCCGUAUAUGCAACAUGCUUCCCUUGCCUUCCGGGUUACUUCUCGGGCGUCGGCGACCUCUUCUCGGCGCUCGUGUUGGCCCACUUCGACGAAGCGAACGCGGAAGGCACCGACGGCGAGUCGCCGCUGUCUCGCGCUGCCUCCCAGGCAGUCUCGCAAACGCACGCGAUGCUCUCGCUGACCCACGAAGCGUCUAUGGCACUACCAGAGGACGAGCGGCAGGUGACGGACGAGGAGCUGGACGUGCGCGAGCCGAUGCGCAAAAUCAAGCGGAUGAGAGGGCGCGAACUGCGGCUCAUCCAGGGCCAGGACAUCAUCCGCGGGACGCAGUCGAUUAAAUAUAGACGUCUGGAGCCGUGGACGAACUUCUGGGCAGCAUAG